UGACAUCACAUAAAACAUCUUCAUGUACACAUUAUGUAAAACUGCAGAAGUAGCUACAAGAAGACAAGAAGACACACACUGGUCUGGUUUAGUUUUUAAACCAGCAAGAUUUUUGUCUACUUUAAUCUUCAAUCAAACUCAUGCCACGUUUAAAUCCAUUCUCCCAAAUGUGGCGAACAAUGAGGCACCCCAACGAGAACAAUAACACUGAGAUCCACCGAACCAAAGGAGGUUGUGAUCUCUUCUUCAGUGAUCUAGUGAGGAUCCAGAACAGAGAAAGGGCUCAGACAGAGGCUCUGGUCCUACAAACAGAGAGGCUAUGUGCACUGCAAAAUGCCCAAAGCAACGCUGUCCUGGAGAGAUUGGGAUUCUCCACGCAGCAGGAUGCCCUUCCUUCACCUCACUCAUCAGCCAGCACACCCACCAGACGCAAUCCUGAGGCGUCUGGGGGAAGUCAGAUGCUCACACCUGCACCAGGUGGGUGGUUGGAGACAAGACACCUGAUCACCAGCUCGUCAUCCUCUGGCUCUGAUGACUCCUUCACUUCGGUGGACACCCACACCCCCAGUGAGCUGAGAGCUCUCUCUCUCCUGAGAAGCCCCCUUGAGGAGUCACCCACCCAAAUACUCUUCACUCCAUCCCCUCCUCCUGGCCCUCUACCACAGCCCAAGAGGAGAAAGUCCCGUCUCCCAAUGAUGAAAAUUAACCAAGGUGGAGCAGACAAAGGAGUAGCCGGAGGAUACCGACUCCAGACGGCGAAGCCUCUAGUGGAGGCGAUCCAAGACAGGCUGAAACACUUGCAACAAAACUUUGCCACGCCUUCACCCCGACCACCAACUUGUACCAAAAGGGCCCCUGCACUGGUUACUGUAGCUGCUCUUCCAAUACUGGCCCCACCCACCAAGAAUAGAGGACCACAUCAGCCCGUCCACAAGGGAAGGAAGAUAAAAGUCAAGGACCAGGAAGAGUUGCAGCCGCUACCCCACCCAACAAACUGUCUAAUGCUCUGUUUUAAACUGCUGAGAACAGAUGACUGCAACAAGAAGAUAGAAGGACUGCGGUACUUCCGAGCUCUGGCACAGCACCACCCCGGCACGCUGAACAAUAAAGUGCACCAAGUGUGUCUGGCUGUGAUAGAAGAGGUUAAAAAUCUGCGCUCCACGGUGGCCAGUGCUGCCAUAGACACUCUCAUUUUCUUCUGUGUCCGCCUGCGGAGUGUUUUGGACACAGAGGUCGAGUGGAUCGGCCGAGCCUUGCUGCUGAAGAUCGCGCAGUCAUCGGCCAGCAGGUUCCUCCAGGAGAAGGCCAACUUGGCCCUGGAGGCCGUGGUGAGACACUGCCAUCCAAAUCGUGUCCUGACUGUGCUUUUACACAUGGGACUGAGGCACCCGAGCAUUGCAGUGAGGACGAGCACUGCCAAACAUCUCCUUCACCUGGUGGUCAGAUUGGGAGCUGCUAAGGUUCUGAUGAUGGGUCAGAACUUUACUCCCCACUUCCUGUCUGCAGCCAGCAAGAUGGCUCUGGACGCCUCGGCUGCAGUUAGGCCUCUUGGAUAUGCCAUCCUCCAGGAGCUGGCCCCUCACAAAAACUUCAUGGAACUGUGGCAGAAAUCAGUGGAGGACAGGGAUCGGCGCUUGUUGCAGAACAUUCUGAGUGCUUUGAAGAAGUAGAGGCAACAGGAGUUGAGUGGGCAACAGGGUUA
This is a messenger RNA of Mugil cephalus (flathead mullet), 1702 nucleotides long. RefSeq lists its product as uncharacterized. Gene Ontology annotation, molecular function: microtubule binding. The record is from RefSeq and is a predicted model, not a curated record. Gene Ontology annotation, cellular component: cytoplasmic microtubule. The transcript has 7 exons. Bases 141 to 1670 code for a protein of 509 amino acids. Lineage: Eukaryota; Metazoa; Chordata; Actinopteri; Mugiliformes; Mugilidae. Gene Ontology annotation, biological process: microtubule cytoskeleton organization.